Daphnia magna is the source of this 1094-nucleotide messenger RNA. It is a transcript of the gene Dak1, whose product is annotated as UMP-CMP kinase. The record is from RefSeq and is a predicted model, not a curated record. The transcript has 5 exons. The coding region runs from base 139 to 798 and encodes 219 amino acids. Gene Ontology annotation, biological process: UDP biosynthetic process; CDP biosynthetic process; 'de novo' pyrimidine nucleobase biosynthetic process. Gene Ontology annotation, molecular function: ATP binding; UMP kinase activity. NCBI's taxonomy places the organism in Eukaryota, Metazoa, Arthropoda, Branchiopoda, Diplostraca, Daphniidae. Gene Ontology annotation, cellular component: cytoplasm; nucleus.
GCACCCGCUUUCACGCGGGACCAGAUGUGUCACAGUGGUCAAUGCAUGGUGAGUUCUCCCUACUCGUUACCACCGACCGUGUAGAAACCGGUGGGAGGAGUAUAAGGAAAUCAGGAAGGGUCUCGUUCAUUGACGUGUAUGUUCGGUCUGCUGACAAGAAGAAUCGGCUGUGUUACCAGUAGUCUAGGUUUUAGAAACAUUACAAACAUCAAAACGAAAAUGUCUGUCGAGUUGCCGAACGUUAUUUUCGUUUUGGGUGGACCUGGAGCUGGUAAAGGAACACAGUGUGCUAAAAUAGUCGAGAAAUUUCAAUAUGUUCAUCUUUCUGCUGGGGAUUUGCUUCGUGAGGAACGCAAUACCCCUGGAUCAGCUUAUGGAGAACUAAUUGAGAAUCACAUUCGCAAUGGUUCUAUUGUUCCUGUUGAAAUUACCUGCAGUCUCUUGGCCAAUGCAAUGGAAAAGAGUGACCAAAACAAAUUUCUUAUUGAUGGUUUCCCAAGAAACAAAGACAACUUAGAUGGUUGGCAGAAGGAAAUGGGAGACAAAACGAAUGUGCAGUUUGUUUUGUUCUUUAACUGCUCCCAAGAAACAUGCAUGGAUCGUUGCCUUCAGCGAGGAGCUGCUGGCAGUGGACGCUCCGAUGAUAAUGAGGAAAGUCUGAAGAAACGCUUUCAGACAUACGUGAAGGACACUAUGGCAAUCAUUGAGUAUUACGAAGCUCUGGGUCUAGUCAGGAAAAUCGACGCUUCUCAAUCGCCCGACCAAGUUUUCGAGGAUGUUAAGAAAGCGUUCGAAUAGUUCAUCUCGAACGAAAAACGUCUCUAAUUUCCAAGAACUUGAAUUCAAAUUUCAUUGUUUUGGAUUUGUUUAUUUCUUGUAGAUGUUCCUUUUUUAAAAUUUCAAGCUAAACGAGCAAAAAAAAGCCUUUAUUUAGCAGCAAAGUGCACGGAUCUUCCUAUCGUGGUUUGGGUUUUCUUUGAUUCAUCAUGCAUCUCUUUAAAUUACAUCUAUGUAUUCUGUUCCAAGUCCAAGUGGGUGGUUGUAUUUCCCAAUUUAGUGUUUAAAAAAAUUAAUAAAAGAAAGGUAAAACGAAA